Molecule: messenger RNA, 4737 nt
Organism: Pseudozyma flocculosa PF-1
Lineage: Eukaryota; Fungi; Basidiomycota; Ustilaginomycetes; Ustilaginales; Ustilaginaceae
Exons: 3
Coding region: 1-4737 (1578 amino acids)
Biological process (GO): positive regulation of transcription by RNA polymerase II
Cellular component (GO): nucleus
Molecular function (GO): histone binding; DNA binding; ATP binding
Source: RefSeq, a predicted model, not a curated record
AUGUCAUCCGCCAUCGCAAACGGCGCUUCGGCCGGCAACGGGGCGGCCAAUCAAAGCGGUCAGCCCCAGCAGGGCAUGCCCGGCUUCAGCCUCCAGGCCCAGCAGAUGUUGGCUGGCAUGACAAAGGAGAGGCUCCAUGGCAUGAUUGGGCGGAUGCAGCAGCUCAAGGCGAGUGGCGUCAAUGAGUCCAACAGCCAGGAAUACGCCGCCCUCGUCAACACGCUCAAGAUGUUCCAGCAGUUCCAGGCCAUGCGGCAGCAGCAGACUGCAGCCAUGCAGGCGCGAGCAUCGGGCGUGACGCAGCCAGGCGCACCGGCGAUAUCGUCGUCGGCAUCUUCGUCCCUACCGCCGCCGAGCUCGGCAACGGCCGCCACCGUCCCUGCCGCGACGUCCACGGCACCUGCCGCUUCAGCCGGUGCACCGUCCACGUCGGACGGCGCCGCUGCUCCACCGGCCGAGCAACCCAACGGCGCGAGCGCCAAGGCAUCGGAGGGGGACGGAGACAUCUCGCGAUCCGUCAGCCCUGCCUCCUUCACCUCGGACCAGCUCAGCGCUCUGCGGACGCAGAUUAUCGCCUUCAAGUUGAUCUCACGGAACCAGCCGCUGCCGCCCAACCUGCAGGAGGCCAUCCUCGCCGUCGACAAAGGUGUUGACCCGGCUGCAAAGGUGGCCGCCGCUGCCGCCGCCUCACACGAAGCCGCGGAAGUCAUCAAGUCGGCCGACGGGUCAAAGGAGGUCAAGCCGGAGACGGAUACGACGGCGGCGGAUGGAACAAGUGCGACUGAGAGAGCAGCAGAAUCGGUCGAGGAGAUUGUCCGUCCGCCGAGUCCGCAGAAUGACCCUUCGAGCGCGGUCUACCCAUACAACGCCUACCUGCACCCUUUCACCUACAUUUCGCGGCCCCUGCGCGAGGAUCAGGACUUUCUUGCGACGCGGCAGCAGAGGCUUCUCAUCCCGAGCCUCAUGCCGAGUGGUCUGGAGCCCAAGCUGCUCCUCGAGGAGCGCGACCGGUUCACGCAGGCGCGCAUCCAGCAGAGGAUCCGGGAGCUCGAGUCGCUGCCGGCGGACCUGUCGCAGCGCCCCACUAUGGCUUCGCUGAAGGGCAAGCAGAACGAGGCAACCCUGCAGGGCAAGCUGCUCGGCACGGGUCUCGAUGGCGACAAUGCCAAGAUCAAGGCGCUGAUCGAGCUCAAGUCGCUGCACCUGCUCGAGAAGCAAAAGGCGAUGCGGGAGCAGGUCGUCCGGGGCCUCAACCUGGCCACCACGCUGGGCCUCGACCGGGUUGCCUUCCGCCGCGUCAAGAAGCAGACGCUGAGAGAUGCCCGCAUGACGGAGCAGCUCGAGCGGAAGCAGAGGGUCGACCGCGAGAGGCGGGCGCGGCAGAAACACACCGACUACCUCUCGACGAUCUGCAACCACGGCCGCGACCUUGUGUCUGCGCACGCCAAGGUUAGCGACCAGGCAAAGCGACUCGGGCGGCAGAUGCUCAAGUUCCACGCCGACACCGAGCGCGAGGAGCAGAAGAGGAUCGAGCGGAUCGCAAAGGAGCGUCUCAACGCGCUCAAGGCCGACGACGAGGAGGCCUACCUCAAGCUCAUCGACACGGCCAAAGACACGCGUAUUACCCAUCUCCUGCGCCAGACGGACGGCUACCUCGACAGCCUCGCCCAGGCCGUCCAGGCGCAACAGAACGACGAUGUCCACGCCGAGGCGAUCGCGGCCGAGCGUGCCGGCCUACCUCCGCCCAUCAGCGACCCGAGCGCCAGCGCCAACCAGGAGGUGGGCGUCGCCGUCGAUGAGACCAUGUUCGGCGCCAGCCGGCAGGACGACCCCAGCGAGGACAACGGCAAGGUCGACUACUACUCGGUCGCGCACCGGAUCACCGAGCGCAUCACCGAGCAGCCGACGAUCCUGGUGGGCGGCAAGCUCAAGGAGUACCAGAUCAAGGGCCUCCAGUGGAUGGUGUCGCUCUACAACAACCGCCUCAACGGCAUCCUGGCCGACGAGAUGGGUCUCGGCAAGACGAUCCAGACCAUCUCGCUCAUCACCUUCCUCAUCGAGCACAAGAAGCAGAACGGCCCGUACCUCGUCAUUGUGCCGCUGUCGACACUCACCAACUGGAUCAACGAGUUUGGCAAGUGGGCCCCCGCCGUGUCGACGCUCAUCUACAAGGGCACGCCCAACGUCCGCAAGCAGCUGCAGGGCCGGCUGCGCGCGGGCAACUUCCAGGUGCUCCUGACGACGUACGAGUACAUCAUCAAGGACAAGAACCUGCUCGGCAAGAUCAAAUGGGUGCACAUGAUCAUCGACGAGGGCCACCGCAUGAAGAACACCCAGUCCAAGCUGACGCUGACCCUCACCCAGAACUACGUCAGCCGGUACCGCCUGCUGCUGACGGGCACGCCGCUGCAAAACAACCUGCCGGAGCUGUGGGCGCUGCUCAACUUUGUGCUGCCGAGGAUCUUCAACUCGGUCAAGAGCUUCGACGAGUGGUUCAACACGCCCUUUGCCAACACCGGAGGCGCCGAGGGCGGCAUGCAGCUCAACGAGGAGGAGGCGCUACUUAUCAUCAAGCGUCUCCACAAGGUGCUGCGUCCCUUCCUGCUGCGUCGCCUCAAGAAGGACGUCGAGUCGGAGCUGCCGGACAAGGUGGAAAAGGUCAUCAAGUGCAAGAUGAGCUCGCUCCAGCACAAGCUCUAUCAGCAGAUGAAGAAGCACAAGAUGAUCCUCUCGGGCGAAGACGCCGGCGUGGCGGGCAAGAAGGCCAAGCCGCAGGGCAUCCGCGGCCUCCAGAACGCCAUCAUGCAGCUGCGCAAGAUCUGCAACCACCCAUACGUCUUCGAACAGGUCGAGCUGGCCAUCAACCCGACAAAGGAGAACGGGCCGGACCUCUACCGUGUCGCGGGCAAGUUUGAGCUGCUCGACCGCCUCCUGCCCAAGCUCUUCGCCACCAAGCACCGCGUCCUCAUCUUCUUCCAGAUGACGGCCAUCAUGGACAUCAUGGAGGACUUCCUGCGGUACCGCGGCUUCAAGUACCUCCGCCUCGACGGAUCCACCAAGCCCGAUGACCGCUCCGAGCUGCUGCGCCUCUUCAACGCGCCCAACUCCGAGUACUUUGUCUUUAUCCUCUCGACGCGCGCCGGUGGUCUUGGCCUCAACCUCCAGACCGCCGACACCGUCAUCAUCUACGACUCGGACUGGAACCCGCACCAGGACCUGCAGGCGCAGGACCGUGCCCACCGUAUCGGACAGAAGAUGGAGGUCCGCAUCCUGCGGCUCGUCACCGAGAAGUCGGUCGAGGAGACGAUCCUGGCGAGGGCGCAGUACAAGCUCGAGAUCGACGGCAAAGUCAUCCAGGCCGGCAAGUUCGACAACCAGGCCACCGCCGACGAGCGAGAGGUGCUGCUGCGAGCGAUGCUCGAGGCCGACAACGACGACGAGGACGAAGAGGCGGGCGAGCUCAACGACGACGAGCUCAACCAGAUCCUCGCCCGAGGCGAGGGCGAGAUCCAGCGCUUCCAGGAGAUUGACGCCGAGCGCGAAAAGGCCGACGUCGAGAUGUGGAAGUCGCUCGGGUACAAGGGCAAGUACCCCGAGCGGCUGAUCCAGGAGAAGGAGCUCCCGGAAAUGUACCAGCAAGACUUUGACGCCGACAACAUCCUCGCCGAGGUCGUCGAGGAGGAGCCCGCCAGCCGCAAGCGCACCGUCGUGCACUACGACGACGGCCUCACCGAGGACCAGUUCCUGCGUGCGCUCGAGGACGACGACGUCGACCUGUCGGAGAUGGUCGAGAGGAAGCGCGAGCGGGCCGAGAAGCGCCGCACCAAGCAGCUGAUGCAGCAGGGCGACUCGAUCGAGGGCACGCCCGAGGUCGAGGGAGGGCGCAGGAAAAAGGGCCGUGCCCGCGGCGGGCUGGGCGCCAGCGAGACGCCGGAACCCUCGCCUGGUCCGGGAGGCCGGAAGCGCAAGCGCUUCGGCGCCUCGAUCGACGGCAGCCCGGACAACGAUCACGACUCGGGAUCCGCCUCGGGUCGCUUCGCCGCGCAGCCCAAGCGCCGGCGCACCGGCGGCGAUGACGACGUCCGCGACCGGAUCAAGACGGCGCUGCUGCAGUGCUACCGCGCCGUCGAGAGCUGCCUGGAGCCCGAGACCGGGCGCAAGAGGUGCCUCCUCUUCCUCGACAUCCCCAAAAAGACCGACUACCCGGACUACCAUGUCAUCAUCGAGAAGCCCAUCGCCAUGCGGCAGAUCAAGCGCCGGAUCGACAACCGCACCUUCCGCAGGGUCGACACGUGCCGCGACGAGUUCCACCUGAUGGUCCGCAACGCGAAGACCUACAACCAGGAGGGCUCGUGGGUCUACAACGACGCCGUCGAGCUGCAGAAGGCGUUUGACAAGACGUACGACAUGCUCUGCCGCUUCAGCGGACUGCCCGGGUCGGAGAACGAGGGCGAGGCGCCCACCGGCCUGGGUGCGCUCCAGUUUGGUCGAGACUCGGCCGGGACGAGCGGGCAGGGCAGCCAGGCGGGAGGAGGCGACGACGACGAUGAGAGGGAGGAGGGCGAAGAGGGCGACGACUACGGAGACGACGGAGACGGCCACGACGACGACGAGAAGAGGCCGGUGCCGAGCCGAGGCAUCAAGAUCAAGCUGGGCAAGCGCGGCAGCGGUGCCGGCAAGGCUGCCGCCGGCGGCAAGAAGCGGAGGGGCGUCGCGGGCGACAGCGACGACGAGUAG